AUGCCAUCAAAAAAAUACACCAAUAUAUUACCAGUAUUUUUUUAUUUGAAGAAGUCGUGUUACAAUCAUCUCAAAAUGUCUUUGUUGACCCAAGUUACGAUAUUCUGUUUGUGUUUAGCUCUGUACAAUGCUGAGGACUUGCAAUUAGGGUCUGGUGUUAAUGCUCAACUAGGUUACCAGGAGAUUGUCAAACUAGGAUCUGUACCUUUGACUGUGAGGACUAAGAAUGUGUUCUACAACUCUAAUAACACUAAGACCAUUAAGAGCAUAUCAGCAGUGGACAUUGACAAGUCGAAGGCUGUACCAACAAUCACAGCUGGUGGCAUCGGCUCAUCCUUUGUCAAUGUGCGGCUGAAGAGUGAGAAGGGAAAGGCCCUCAACUACCUGGUCCAGAUAUUUGUGUGA
This is a messenger RNA of Spodoptera littoralis (African cotton leafworm), 405 nucleotides long. Lineage: Eukaryota; Metazoa; Arthropoda; Insecta; Lepidoptera; Noctuidae. The record is from the annotation of a GenBank genome assembly.